AUGGGGGAUUUCAGGCCCAUAAGCCUCAUCCACUCCAUCGCCAAACUUAUAGCCAAGAGGGCCAAAUGCAUCCACGACAGCUUCCUCUUCGUCCAGAAUAGUGUCCGUGCCCUCCAUCGCCGCAAAACACCCACCCUCCUGCUGAAACUAGACAUAGCAAAGGCUUUUGACAAUGUGUCAUGGGAAUACAUCUUAGAGCUGCUAGAAAAAAUGGGCUUUCCGGUGCGCUGGAGGGACUGGGUUGCCCUGCUCCUAUCAACCUCAUCAUCAGUAUGUCUCCUCAAUGGCGUUCUAGGCUGCCCCAUUGAGCAUCGACGCGGCCUGCGGCAGGGAGACCCGCUCUCCCCCCUCCUGUUCAUCCUCUGCAUCGACCCCUUGCAUAGACUGCUAGAAGCUGCAACUAGAGACGGCCUCCUCCAACCAAUACCCGGAAGAACACUGCGCAUGCGCACUAGCCUGUACGCCGACGACACAGUCAUCUUCAUCAACCCUGUGCGCCAGGAGAUCGACGAGCUGCUGCACAUCCUUCGUAUCUUUGGAGAAGCAACCGGGCUGCGCGUCAACUUAGAAAAAUCAUCAGCCAUUCCGAUUGCGUGCGACGAAAUCGACCUACACACGGUUCUGCAAAAUUUUGGGGGGGCGAUCGCGUCCUUGCCAAUUAGAUACCUCGGCCUGCCAAUCACUACGGGUAGGCUCAGAUUAGUGCAUCUUCAGUUCAUCCUCGACAGGAUCCGCGCACGCCUUGCAGGCUGGAAAGGGAGGCUCAUGCCCUUCACCGGCAGACGCGUCCUGGUACGCUGUGUUCUCUCGGCAAUGCCCACCUUCGCCAUCACAGUGCUGCGGGCGCCCAAAAAGUUCUACAAGGAAGUAGACAAGGCAAGAAGAAGGUUCCUAUGGGCGCAAGACGAAGUGGCCACUGGUGGAAAGUGCAAGCAUGGACGCACGUCCCGCCCUUGGGUUGGCACCGGCACUCCCUGCGACGACGCCGAUCGCACUAUGUUCGCUGCCUGCACGUCUGUCACCGUCGGGGACGGCUCAACGGCUUCCUUCUGGCUCUCUUCCUGGCUGAACGGCAGACCGCUAUGUCAGGCAUACCCAACAGUGUUUGCUCACUCCGUCCGCAAGAACAGAUCUGUCCAAGAAGCCCUGCAUCAAGACCGAUGGGUCCUUGACCUACGCCAUGGUGACCACGGCAACAUCAUGCACUUUGUGCUGCAGCUCGCCAGGGAGAUCAGAAGCGCCGGCAUCACACUGGAAGCUAGAAGGGCCGACACUAUCGCCUGGACCCUGGGCAACUCCGGCAACUACUCCACGCGCUCCGCCUACGACGUCCAGUUUGAAGACCGCCCGGCGCUUGACUUCACAGCAAUCAUCUGGAAGGCUUGGGCCCCUGACAAGAUGAAAGUCCUUUUCUGGCUGCUGCACUUAGAUCGCCUAUGGUGCAACGACAGACUCCAAAGACGUGGAUGGACCAACAGCUACUUCUGCCAGCUAUGUCUCCGCAACCUCGAGACUUCGUCACAUCUGUUCUGGGAGUGCACCGUUGCCAUUCAGGCCUGGAACGAGGUGGCAACCUGGCUCGGCUGUCAUUCCUUCAGCCAGUCCACCUGGAGCACGGGGAGAACCACCGCCGAGAGGGUUCGUUUGAUCAUCGACGGAGCCAACCCAGGCAUGAGGAAGGGCACCAGAUCGCUGCUCACAUUGAUGGCCUGGCAAAUUUGGUUAGAGCGAAACGCGUGCACCUUUAAAGGGAAAGCACCAUGCGCCCGCAGCAUCACUGUGGCCUGCCGCCGUGACAUGGAGUAG
Aegilops tauschii subsp. strangulata is the source of this 1806-nucleotide messenger RNA. RefSeq lists its product as uncharacterized. The record is from RefSeq and is a predicted model, not a curated record. NCBI's taxonomy places the organism in Eukaryota, Viridiplantae, Streptophyta, Magnoliopsida, Poales, Poaceae.